This is a messenger RNA of Boleophthalmus pectinirostris (great blue-spotted mudskipper), 1921 nucleotides long. It is a transcript of the gene slc2a6, whose product is annotated as solute carrier family 2 member 6. Bases 169 to 1671 code for a protein of 500 amino acids. Gene Ontology annotation, molecular function: transmembrane transporter activity. Gene Ontology annotation, biological process: transmembrane transport. Lineage: Eukaryota; Metazoa; Chordata; Actinopteri; Gobiiformes; Gobiidae. The transcript is spliced from 8 exons. The record is from RefSeq and is a predicted model, not a curated record. Gene Ontology annotation, cellular component: membrane.
GAUCAAAAUCCCUUUUUUGCCUUAGACAAAGAUGAGGGACGCCUGACCAAGUAGUUGAUAGACAUGUUUGACAGAUUCUAGUCUAUUUCCAUUUGACUUGUUUUAAGCUUUUUAUUUUGUGAGAUUUCAUGGUUUCUGGACUUAACAAAGCAAUUUGAUUCUGCAGACAUGCCAAGAGACGAGAACACACCACUGCUGAGGAGAAGGCAAGAAAGGAUCCGUAACUCCAGACUGUUCCUGGCCGUCUUCUCUGCUGUCCUGGGAAACUUCAGCUUUGGUUACUCCAUGGUGUAUCCGUCCCCUGUGCUCCCUGUGCUGCAAGCCCCUGAUGCUGACCCCAGACUGAGGAUGAACACCUCUCAGGCUGCAUUGUUCGGCUCCAUCUACACGCUGGGGGCCGCGGCCGGGGGGCUAGGGGCCAUGCUGCUCAACGACAAAAUUGGACGAAAGAUGAGCAUAAUGUUAUCAGCAGUGCCGUCAUCUAUUGGGUACAUGCUGAUGGGAGGUGCUUUUAACCUGCCCAUGCUUUAUGUGGGACGGUUCCUUACAGGUUUAGCUGGAGGAAUGACUGCUGCAUCCAUUCCAGUUUACAUCUCUGAAAUCUCCCACAAGGCCGUUCGAGGGGCUUUGGGCUCCUGUCCUCAGAUCACCGCAGUGUUUGGGACAUUAACUCUUUAUGUACUUGGUUUGUGGGUGGAGUGGCGCUGGUUGGCCAUAGCAGGAGGAAUACCAGCUGUGCUCAUGGUCGUGCUGUUGUCUUUCAUGCCGUCCUCUCCCAGGAGGCUGCUGUCUAUGGGCAGAGACGACAAAGCACUACAGGCCUUGCACUGGCUCCGGGGCCCAGACUAUGACCCCAACCCAGAGCUCAAUGGAAUACGGUACAGUAUCCGCAUGCAGAGCAGAGUGACUUUAUCCCAGCUGGGCACACCUGAGUAUUAUAAACCAAUCCUCAUCUCUGUGGGGAUGCGAUUCCUUCAACAGAUGACAGGCAUCACUCCAGUCCUUAUUUACCUACAACCCAUCUUCGCCAGGAGCAAAGUCCCCCUAGAAGCAAAGUAUGAUGCGGCUCUGGUGGGAGUGGUGCGACUGUUUUCAGUGGUGUUGGCAGCCAGUUUAAUGGACAAAGCUGGGCGUAAAGCUUUGUUGUACACGUCAAGUAUGCUCAUGUUCGUCUCCUCCCUGACACUGACGAUCACCUCCCACACCACUCCUUGUCCUGGCUCCCAAAACAGCACAGUCCUGAACUACAACUCCCACAAUGCCCUAGUAAACGCUACAAUGGACCCCAGCAAAAGUGAUACAAGCAUCAUUCCAGUCAUAAGCACCAUGGUGUUCAUCUUUGGAUACGCCAUGGGGUGGGGCCCGAUCACCUGGCUGCUGAUGUCAGAGGUGCUGCCGCUGGUGACGAGGGGCGUGGCCUCGGGACUGUGUGUGACGGUGAGCUGGCUGACGGCGUUUGCGCUCACUCACGCCUUCACUCACAUGUUGGACUACGGCCUGUACGUGCCCUACCUGCUCUUCACUGUAGUGUGUGUGCUGUGCCUCCUCUUCACCGCCGUGUGCAUCCCGGAGACACGUGGGCGCUCGCUGGAGGAGAUCGAGAACUACUUCAGGACGGGGCGCAAAUUCACCAUCUCCAGCCGCAGCCCCUCUGUGCUGGAUUCCACCUGAACAACACAAACUGAACAACACAGGACUGCAUUCAGUACUGUGGAACCCAAUGCUUUUUGUCAUGAGUAGCCCACUAAGCUUCAUCUCACACUCUGAAUAGCCCCUAACUCAGGCAAAUAAAUCUGUUUACUAUAGUUGUAUAGUACUGUAUUGUUCAUUAUUACUUGUAAAAAUUAUAUUUUCUUGUUUUAAAAGCACUGCACCUGAUUUUUACUCUGUUAAAAAGAAUAAAUGUUAAUUAUUAACAGUU